AUGAACUAUUCCGCACAGCCUCAACUCCCACCUUGCCCUCCUCCCUAUACAGCAGCCCAACCGCGAGUACAGGAGGACUGGGAAGACUGGGAGGACGAUGACCACGCCGCGCCAACCCAUACCGGCGAGCAGGCCUCGACCGACUUCACCCCGGCGCAUCGCGUAUCAUCUCGAACUUCCAAGCUUUACGGACAACGGUCAUCGAGAGUCUCCGCUGCUAGAGCCAUACGAGUCAAGUCUCGACAACGCCAGAAGGCCCAAAAUGCUAAGGCAGGUAUCAAGCUCAUUACGGACAUGUCUACUUUCCGACGCCAGACCAACUUCGGCCAUACCAGGCACACACCAGUGGGCCGUACUGGGAGGUUCGUCGAUGCUGCUGCCCUGAGGGCUCUGGAAGGAGAGCCAAACUCGGCUUCAGUAGGAAACUGGAACUGGUUCAAGAGGGGCAAGGAUCAAAGCCCAGCGACCGCCUCGCCCCAACUACUAUCGGCCCAGUCAGGACGAACUUUGGAUCAAAAGCUCUCACCAGAUGACCGACCCAUCGUGAUUGGCAUUUCUCUUUCGUCUGAAGAGGCGAAUGGUUCCGUGGGAGGCUACAAUACUUCGCCGACCCCUAUCGAGACUCCUCACCCCGAACCUCCUCAGCAACAACCAGCGCCUGGCCACCUCGCUGCUCCUGCCCCUACUUCCAAGCCAUUGCCGACUGCUGCCCAACAAAAGUCCGUAUGGUCGCCUGAUACUCCCGAUACUGCCUCAUCGUUCAGCACGAUCCGCUAUGCUUCGAGCAUCUAUUCGCAAUUCCCAGUCCCACCCGAUAGCGACGCUCCUCCAGUACCAGCGGUUCCAGAAAACUUCAAGAAGGCACAAAACAAUCGGCAUGUUAGCAUCGACAUGGGCGGUAACGCUCCUGAGGAAUCGGAUAGCGGUACCCCCUGUACCCUCUUUGAAGAGGAUGGAACCUCAAGCCCACAGAAACAGUUGAAGGCCAAGUCACCAGGGGUGACACCUGACAGCGCUGGUUCAAAGACUCGCGGGUGGUGGGAUCAUCAUGUUGUCACUCCCUUCAUGGACAAGAGACUCACCUUCACGACCGCUUUGAAGCAGACCUUUGAAUCACCCAAAGAUAGUCGCAUUGACGAGUGGUGGAAUAAGGUUGAGGACAAGCCCCAGCCGAAACAAACCCAAAACCCGAAUUCGAACCCAAACCUGUACCUCACGCCGAACCUGCUACUUGGUCCAUUCCAGACACCCAUCGUCAAGGAGCCUAUACCACGUCGAACGCCCUCCCCUCGUAUCGAAAGCAUAGCCGAGUCUUCUUCUGGCCCUUCAACCGCUCGGUCAUCUCCAGUCCCCAACGCAACCUCGAGCAUUGUGAAGCCGCGGAUUGUCAUCACGUCAGAGGUUAUCUCUGAGCAGCCACCCCCAUACUCGCCUCCGCCAAAGAAGACUGAAGGCACGCCGAUCAAGUACGCAGCUGUACUGCCACCUGGACAUGCUCUUCAGACCCAGUUCCCACCAUCCCCCGGACCCACGUCUCCUGGGCCCAUGUCUCCCGGUCUUGCCUCAACCAUGUCUUCUCAAAGGGGUACUCGUUUGCAAGAAGUCCCAUUGACGCCUGCUCCUCGCGAGAACAUCCGGGACAAUAUUCGACUCUCGCAGAUGCCGCUCCCAACACGGCCAAUUGGAACCUUUGUACCCCAAGAACACUCGCUCGCUGAUGGGGGGGAAAUGACCAAGGUUGAGCGUACACGACGUCGACACGAGAAGGAAGAGGUGGUAGCCCGACGCUUGGGUGGCUUCUGGAGGGGUAGAGGAUGUAUCCCCAAUGAGGGCUGCUUUGGCCGAACUGGUCGGGAGGGACGCAAACGUCGACGAGUCUGGAUGAUUGUGGUUGGAGUCGUCAUUGCUCUGAUGAUUCUGGCCAUCACACUGGGAGUCGUUUUGAGCCGCCCCCACCACAAGAAGGAACUCCCCUCGAUUUGGGUCAACCUGACAGAUUUCCCUCCUAUGCCCACAGGAGGUCUGACGGUGGUUGGACCAGACAACGUUUUGGCCAAGCCUGGCUGCACUGAGCCCUUGACCAUGUGGAGCUGUGCUCUCCCCAAGGAGCAGCACAAGUCGGUUGCCCCUUACAAGCCUACCCAGCCGACCAUCAUGAUGCAGAUCCAGUGGGACAACAGUACACGCAAUGAGUGGAAGGUUCCUAACGGAGAACCCCCUUCACUCAAGCACCGCCGAAGUAUGGGGAUCGCGGCGCGUGCGAGCAGCUUGAUCCGAGAGCGACAGACAUCCGACUUUGAACCCAGCCCUGACCAGCCAAACUUUCAGGAGAUGUGGUUCUUGGGUAACACGACUGACGAUAUCAAAUCGAAGGAGAAGGCAGGUGAAGCAACGCCUUUCUACAUCAGUCUGGUAGAUUCCAUUGAGACGGAGGAGACCAAGGAGCUGGUUAAGCGUGAUAGCUCGCCGGAAGUCAAGGUCAACCUGACCGACGCUCUCCCGCCGCCUGAGCUAGAUGAAGACGGCAAACCCAAGCCAGCUGUGUUGCUGCCAAAGCCUGUGCAGCAACCGGUGCGGCUCUACGACCGUGGUCUCCCCACGGAGCACUACGGGUUCUACACGUACUUCAAGCGAACCAUCUACCUGAAAUCGGUAACGGUUCUCAACAACACUGAUGAGGGUGACAUUCCAUUGGAUGAGGAUGGCGGCUGCGGGGAAACUGAGGCCGAUUUCCUCACCACUUGGAGCGAGACACGGCUGCUGGUUCAAAUCUGGACACGCAAACUCGCAAGCAACACAUCGUCGCUACUCGAGCCUAAGGGCAUGGGUAGCAUUGAUGGUUCCAAGGAGCUGAUCCGACCAGGAACAAUGCCGUACCCGGUGACGGUGACUAUGGAUACCCACGGCGGAGAUCGGGGGAAGAAGUUUGUGUGGGCGUGGCCGAUUAACAACCGGCAGCAGGUAGAUGAGGGCAAUCCUAAGUUGCUGGCCAACAACAUUGCCUACGGUGGAACAUGGAUCAACAAGCGAUCAGACGGAGACGAGAAGUUUGGCGGAUUCGACGGCGGGACCGGAGGAUGCAAAUGCCAAUGGGUAAACUGGGUGUGA
Messenger RNA from Fusarium falciforme, 3108 nucleotides. Its product is annotated as TRNA N6-adenosine threonylcarbamoyltransferase, mitochondrial. The transcript has a single exon. NCBI's taxonomy places the organism in Eukaryota, Fungi, Ascomycota, Sordariomycetes, Hypocreales, Nectriaceae. Bases 1 to 3108 code for a protein of 1035 amino acids. The record is from RefSeq and is a predicted model, not a curated record.